AUGGUACAGGAUAAUGAGGCUAAGGCUGCUGAGCUUUUCCGCUCACUAACGAUAAGCCAAAUCAGAGAAAUAAGCCAUAACUUGGAGGUUCAAUCUGAUGAGAAGACCAAUGAAUUGCGAACGUUAGUAGGGUCAAAAUAUAGAUCUCUCUUGUCAACAGCUGAAAAUAUCAUGCUUAUGAACAAGAUAGUUCAGGAUCAGGAUAAGAAACUCAGUGAUUUGUGCGAAUUGAAUGACAACCAAACCGGAAACUUGGAUAAAUUAUUGAAGAAUUAUCACGUAUUCAUCGAUACCAAUGUUUUGAAUACUAAUAAACUGAACCAAAACAAUGAAAAAUCUCUCAGAGUGGCAUUUUUAACUUUACAAAGCUCUAUUGAUGGUUUGGUAAUCUCUGUCAAGAACCAUCUUGCCAAGAAUUUGAAUUUCAACCCGUUGAUUGAUGUUAAAUUAAUCCAUAUCUCCAAAGAGUUUUAUGUGUUUGAAAAAUUGCUAGUAAAGAUAGAAUUGAACGAUAAAAGAAAUACUCUAUAUCAAAAGUUCGUGAGAUUGAAGAGUCAAUAUUUGAGUUUUUUGUCGGGCUUGAUAAUAAAGUCAAAUAGCCACUCGAUAGAAUACCUAAACAAUAAUGCCUUCAUAACCGUUUUAGUAUCCCUAAUAUUGGUAUUGAAUUUGGACUUGUUUGGCAUUUUGAAAUACUAUAUUGACUUGAAAUCAAAGGUGUUAACUAACCUUUUCGAGCACCCUGCUUUUGUCAAUCUCAAAAAUCUUUCAACUUUUAGAAAUACCCUUAGCUACUUAUACUUGUCACUAACCUACUUGGAAGUGUUUUUCCCAGACAAAUAUGGCAGUUUCCCAAAGACUUUCCUCAAUCAAAUAAUCAAAAAUUUGAACUUUCAGAGCUCACAAUUUAAGGCCAAUUUGAAGUCCAAAUACGCAUCAAUUCUUAAUAAUUUCGAUGGUUUUGAUGAGUUUUUGAGUUCUUGUGAGUUCACGUACUCUAUGUCGAAUUAUAAAGAUCAAUUUUCAGAUGAGUCAGCCCUUAUGGAUAUUAUCAAGCUAUGGAAAUCAGAAAUCGUCAAUAAUUUUUCCAAGAGUUUUGAAAAGGGUUUGAAUUAUGCGAUCGAACAUUCCCUGGUACGUUCCGGCAAAACUCAUAAACCAUUCACCAGACUAAUUGACUUAAUAAAGGUCACAGUCAAAGAGUUCAAGAGUAUCCAUUCGAGCGCGCUUACCACACUCAUGUUACCGAAUGGCGAUGACCUUUUGAAAAACUUGAUUAUUAUCUGGAAAACCAACAUCACAAAUAUUUUAGCUACGCAAAUUGACCAAAUCAUGUCAGUGUCUAAAAGUAUGGCCACUUAUCUUCAUACCCAACCAAUAACUGAGUAUUCUAAUGAAGGACUUUGGUCAACAGCCGAGAAUGAUAUGCAAAUUAAGGAUGUAAAUGCUUACUUAUUGAAAGUUUCGAGUUUGACAUCCAUGAACCUAGAUCUUUCAAAGAAAACGACAACAACAUCUCCUCCAAACUUAAUCAAUGUAUCAAGUGAAUUGAUAAAUUUUUUUUCUAAUUUGAAAAUUGUUUUGAAAGUAUUUAACGUUGGCAUCAUGCAGAAUUUGAUUUCUAAUAAUUUCGAUUCUAGUGGGAGUGAUCCAAUGAUACAUGAGAUGAAUAUCAACGAAGAGUUCUUUAAUGAUCAUGAUUUUGAUGCUUAUCAGAACUCUGAGGCUAUCGAAACUUUCUUGACAGAGUACAAGGACCACUUUACGGUAAUUUAUGAUGAAAUUCGGGAACAGUAUUUUGAAAAAUUGUUACUUGAAAGAUUUACGAAUUUCUUGGAACAAAUAUUCGGGUUAGUCUCAAAAGAAACAGAAAAUGGGUACAUUAGUUACGUUGAUGUUUUAAAAGUUUUAUUGAUCUUCCGUAAAUCAAUUAAAGAUCAGGGGUUGAAAGAUUUAUUGGUUAUUGAUAGUGAUCAAAGUGAGUUUUCUUCAAAAACUAACAAUAAAAUGAAAGAAAGUAUUUCAUUCAUAUUUAAGAGAACUAAUGAAGUCAUUGAUUAUUAUUACUCAAGAAUCACCUCAGAAUUUACCAAAGAGCUUUACCAAGAUUUCGUUCAUAUUGUUCUCAAAAGAUUCUUGUCGUUUGAUGAAGGUGAAUUAGAAAAAAUUACUAUUGACAAACCUAAAACAAUACCCAACUCAUCUUUCACCACUCUUGCGGCAGAAAUCGAGAAUGAUAUCUCCGUGGAUACACUAUUAAAUACCGGUGCUACUGCUGUGAAUUUCUCCAGCAUUAAAGAAAAACCAGAUCAUGAAUUACACCUUGAGAUGCCUACGGAGAAGGAAGUAUGGGAAGACGGUUUGCCAACAUUACCCUCGACAAGCGUAUCAUUAUUGUUGUACAACUUCUGUGAGUUCCUCGUUAGUGGGGAUAAAGACUCUAUUGGAAGCGAUUAUUUGGAUUUGUAUAAAUCUCCUGGUUUUAAGAAGUUCAGAGUCAAGAUAAUCAUCACUUUAUUGACAUUUUUCAAGGAAACGUUGGCUGUGGUUAGUGAAACAUUGAACGAGGAUAAAUCAUCAUCUACCCAAUUCUUGAGAGAGAAUCUUUUAGUUUCUCUUGCGGAUUUCUAUCAUUUAUUGAAUUUUGUGGGUACUGAAGGUAAAUUGCAAGACUUGACAGACCAAUUUAAACAAAUAUUGAAUGAUAUCGCCAAACAUUCUAGAGAGGCAUUAUUUACUGAGGUAGAUGACAAGUUCAUUUCCAGGAAGAUACAUGAGAACUUCGAGCAAGAAAGAUUGCUCUAUUUACCAUUAUCAUAA
Molecule: messenger RNA, 2820 nt
Organism: Saccharomycopsis crataegensis
Lineage: Eukaryota; Fungi; Ascomycota; Saccharomycetes; Ascoideales; Saccharomycopsidaceae
Exons: 1
Coding region: 1-2820 (939 amino acids)
Biological process (GO): intra-Golgi vesicle-mediated transport
Cellular component (GO): Golgi apparatus; COG complex
Source: RefSeq, a predicted model, not a curated record